Molecule: messenger RNA, 5797 nt
Organism: Coregonus clupeaformis (lake whitefish)
Lineage: Eukaryota; Metazoa; Chordata; Actinopteri; Salmoniformes; Salmonidae
Product: beta-adrenergic receptor kinase 2
Exons: 21
Coding region: 1889-3955 (688 amino acids)
Biological process (GO): protein phosphorylation; regulation of signal transduction; G protein-coupled receptor signaling pathway
Molecular function (GO): G protein-coupled receptor kinase activity; ATP binding; G protein-coupled receptor binding
Source: RefSeq, a predicted model, not a curated record
UCGCAGUUGGAGGAAGUGGGGCUUUUACAAUUAACUAGGGCUUGUUUCUGAGAAUACACAACACAGCCAACGAAAUGGAGUAAAGUCUACUGUUUUUACUGGGACUCAAAAGGGAUAACAAGAGGAAAUCGGUGCCUCUUCGAGGACCGUAAACAAACAGGAUAUCAAACGUUCUCCCGCGUCGUCAGUCUGUCGAAUGCACAGAUCCCGGCUGCGGCUCGUGCUGAUUGAGGAGCAGAAACGUUGGAUGGUCACAACUUUACCGAGGAAGUCACUGACAGGCAGCAAAUAUUACCAAGUUAUAUGCACUUAGGUUGUUCGUUUAGCGUUCAUUGCCUGUUGGUCAGCUAGUUAGCAAGCUGUUGGUCGCCAAAAAAACACUCAACUUCUACUUGAAGACUCAGUCGCGAGGAACCGUGGACGGUUACCAAGCUAACUUAACUAGCCAAUUUCCUCCAACGCCCCCUCCCCCAUCAUCACAGCUAGCUAGCCACUGGUGUCUCCAUGCCAGACAGACCACAACACUGGGGUGAAAUAAAUUAUUAUGGCUAAUUGUGUGCGGUUUCGUUGGUCUCUUUGGAAAUAACAUGGAUUUGGCUGAAGAUCAGGAUUCGUUAGCUAACUGAGCUGGCGAGCUAGCUAGCGAACUGGAUGAGUGGGUUUCGUGUCGGUGCUAUAAAGCGGUUGUGUUAGCUAGCACUAGUUUGUUACAUAUGCUACUGUAGCUACUUAGAUCAACUAGCUCAAAUUCAGCUACCUACUGGCUAACUCGCUACCAAGUAGCAACGGUUUUCACAGCAGCUAGGAAUAACACUUCUCCCUGGCUGAAUUUACAGUUUAAAUAUUGCAUCUAACGUCGUUAAUGCCAACAACUGAUUGCUUGUUCUCGUUAGCUAAAUUCGAUAGUUGUCGCCAACGUUUAGUUAGCUAAAGUAGAUUUUAGUUGGGAAUCUAGCAAAUUGUUUCAGCAUUGUUUUUGCGUGCUGGAAUAUUCUGCUAGCAACCUGCAUCUAUGUGGUUUGAUUGAUGUCCUCUUUCUGAAAAAGUAGAUUGUAGCCAGACUGGAAGCCAACAACGGACGAUAUGAAAACAGCGCUGUGUAGGAUUAUAUGCCAAUAAGACAAUUGUUUUUCAUUUAGGUGAAUACGUCUGAACCUAACUACUUUAUUCGCUAGUAUCUAGACUAUUCAUUCGUCAGAUUUUUUUUGUGUUACAGGCGAGCUGGCUUGCUCUUGUUAUUUUAGCUUUCUACCCCGUCAUCGUUAUUACACGAGGAUGUCUUUAUCGGAUGCCAAUUCGAUAGAAUUGAUACAACCCAUCUUUGUCGACGUAUAAAGUCAUGUUUUAUUUUGAAGCAGAUGCGACAAGACGCAAUUAGGAAGCUUGAAACAUACGUCUUACUGGACUACCACGUACCGCAAUAUUACAAUUUUAGCUUUCCAAUAAGAUAAAACAAACUAUAUAACUAGGAUCAGUUGGGUUUGACAGUUAUUAGCUAGCUGCCUUGCUAGUUCGCCACAUCUAGCAGGUGGGCCAUCUAAAUAAGUGAAGCUCUCUGAAAGGUGGUAAACGAAAUCUCAUCAAUCUUGUCUGGCCACAUCUGCCAUUGAAACCACUACCAUUUUUUUGCACACACAAAAAUACCCAGAUGAUAGAUAUUUUUUUUUUCUGUCACAAUGGUUGUGUUUUGAGGGACCGUGUGUGCCGAACCUAGAGGAAGAAAACGACACGCUCCAGUCGAUGGUCGCCUCUGUCAUCCGCAUAGCUGCCUCGGUCGCCCAGGUUGGAUUUAAAUUCUAACCAUUUUCAGUGGACAUUUGCUUGAUUAAAAAAAAAAAAACAUUCCCACGGCUGGUGUUGUAUCGACUCCGUCGAACCAGGGUUGAAGAUGGCGGACCUCGAAGCAGUUCUCGCGGAUGUCAGCUAUUUGAUGGCGAUGGAGAAGAGCAAAUCUACUCCAGCGGCCCGAGCGAGCAAGAAAAUCAUACUGCCUGAAUCCAGUAUUCGCAGUGUGAUGCAGAAGUACCUGGAGGAAAGAUAUGAGCUGACGUUCGACAAAAUAUUCAACCAGAAGAUCGGGUUUCUGCUGUUCAAGGAUUUUUGUUUGAAUGAAAUAGAUGAGGCCGUACCACAGCUCAAGUUCUACGAAGAAAUUAAGGACUAUGAGAAGUUGGAUUCUGAAGAGGAGAGGUUGUGUCGUAGCAGACAGAUCUAUGACGGAUACAUCAUGAAGGAACUCCUCUCCUGCUCACAUCCCUUCUCUAAGAAAGCAGUGGACCACGUUCAGACUCACCUGGCCAAGAAACAGGUGCCUCCCUCUCUCUUCCAGCCGUACAUUGUGGAGAUCUGUGACAGCCUGCGAGGGAUGAUCUUCCGGAAGUUCAUAGAGAGUGACAAGUUCACUCGUUUCUGCCAGUGGAAGAAUGUGGAGCUGAACAUCCAUUUGACGAUGAAUGACUUCAGUGUCCAUCGUAUCAUUGGUCGGGGGGGUUUCGGGGAGGUGUACGGCUGCAGGAAGGCUGACACUGGCAAGAUGUAUGCCAUGAAGUGUUUGGAUAAGAAGAGGAUCAAGAUGAAGCAGGGAGAGACUCUGGCUCUGAACGAGAGAAUUAUGCUGUCACUUGUCAGCACAGGGGACUGUCCGUUCAUAGUGUGUAUGACGUAUGCCUUCCACACACCAGACAAACUCUGCUUCAUUCUGGAUCUGAUGAACGGAGGGGACCUGCACUACCACCUGUCUCAGCAUGGUGUGUUCAGUGAGAAGGAGAUGCGUUUCUAUGCAGCAGAGAUCAUCCUGGGACUAGAACACAUGCACAACCGCUUCGUAGUCUACAGAGACCUCAAGCCUGCUAACAUCCUAUUGGAUGAGCAUGGUCAUGUGCGUAUCUCAGACCUGGGUCUGGCCUGUGACUUCUCCAAGAAGAAACCUCACGCCAGCGUUGGUACCCAUGGGUACAUGGCCCCAGAGGUGCUUCAGAAGGGGACGGCGUACGACAGCAGUGCUGACUGGUUCUCACUGGGCUGCAUGCUCUUCAAACUGCUCCGAGGGCACAGUCCCUUCAGACAGCACAAGACCAAAGACAAACAUGAGAUUGACCGCAUGACGCUCACUAUGAAUGUGGAGUUGCCCGACUCGUUCUCUGUGGAGUUGAAGGGUCUAUUGGAGGGUCUGCUCCAGAGAGACGUGGUGAAAAGACUGGGCUGCCUGGGACGAGGGGCCCCAGAGGUGAAGGAGCAUCUGUUCUUCAAAGGCAUUGACUGGCAGCAAGUGUAUCUCCAGAAGUAUUCUCCCCCUCUCAUCCCUCCUAGAGGAGAGGUAAAUGCAGCAGAUGCUUUUGACAUCGGUUCCUUUGACGAGGAGGACACCAAGGGCAUCAAGUUGUUGGACAGUGACCAGGAGCUGUAUAAGAACUUCCCCCUGGUAAUCUCAGAGCGCUGGCAGCAGGAGGUGGCUGAGACGGUGUACGAGGCGGUCAACUCUGACACGGACAAGAACGAGGCCCGCAAGAGGGCCAAGAACAAACAGCUGGGCCACGAGGAGGACUAUGCCCUGGGGAAGGACUGUAUAAUGCAUGGCUACAUGUUGAAGCUGGGCAACCCCUUCCUGACGCAGUGGCAGCGCAGAUACUUCUACCUGUUCCCCAACCGAGUGGAGUGGAGGGGAGAGGGAGAGUCACGGCAAAACCUGCUGACGAUGGAGCAGAUUGUGACGGUGGAGGAGACACAGAUAAAAGAUAAGAAGUGCAUCCUGCUGCGCAUCAAAGGAGGGAAGCAGUUUGUCUUGCAGUGUGAGAGUGACCCAGAGUUUGUCCAGUGGAAGAAGGAGCUGACCGAGGCGUUUACUGAGGCCCAGAAGCUGCUGUGUCGCGCCCCUAAGGUCAUUGGGAAGGGUCGGGCUGGGGUGGUGGAGCUCUCCAAACCUCCUCUCACACACCGCAACAGCAACGGCCUGUAGGCAACACACACACAACACACACCUGCACACACACACCGCAUCCUAUAACCUCAUCCCCUAUGACCACGCCCCCCACAGCCCUAGACACACAAACCACACACACACACACAUACAGUAACACCCCACACUCUCACCCUGGAGUGUGUAUGGACCAAGCCUGCCAGCCUCUCUCCUCUGAAAGCCAAACCGUGCAUUGAUGAAGGGAAAGAAGAGAAACACUGCAUGUACUUAAAGAGGACCAGAGCGUUUUCUCCCUCUCCCACUGUACCCUGGGGGUAGACCCUUCUCUGAUGCCACACCACAAAACCCUUUGCCUCUCGCCCCAAUGGACUAGCAUUCCACACAGCCAACCUCACACACACCCACUCAACCUGGCAGAGCAGCAAAAACCAGACCUGGAGUAGGAGAGUGAAGACUAGGGCACCUGCCUGCACCUCUCCUCCUUUACUCUACAUCCCUCCCUCAUCCCCCAGCCUCGUCUUGAGACUGGUCCCGAGCCACACACACCUCUGCCGGCCACUCUUCACAGGAUUGUCUGACUGUAGUGGAGGGGCGGGGCGGGACCUAAAGCAGAAGGUGAAGAUCUGGACAAAUGGCAUCGUUUAGAGGGAGGGGGCUGGACCAAUGACAUUCCUCUCCUGUGUGCUCAUACAGAGGGGAGGAGAGAAAAGCAGAAGCGUAGUGGAAGGAGAACAGGAGCAGAGACCUGCUGGGACAUACCAAGAGAAUGGCAAUGAACUGUGUGUGUGCGUGUGUGUACGCUAUUGUCCCUGUGUGUUUCUGUGUGUGUCCAGAGAUAGGUUGCAUUCCUUUUAGAGAGAAUGUCAAAAGAGAGGGAGAAAGCUGCUUUGAAUUUGGAAGAGACCUUUACCCUUUCUUCUUGUCCUCCCUCCAUCACUGAAGUGCAUAAAGUGCCAUCGUCAAUAUUUACUUGAGUCACCUGAGGACCAGUUUGAAAGCAGGCAUCGCCCCCGGAUACAGAACCCACUGGCACGGAACUCUUGUCACCAUGGACAAACUUCUCCGAUUGGCUUCUGUAUAGCUGCUGGUAACCAUGGAGACUGGAGAACAUUUGUACUUGUAACUAUAGGAACAGGGGAUGGUGUGUAUGAAGGACACACCGUCAAACCGAGAGAAAAAGAGAGAGAGGUGGGGGGGGGUGUACUGACUGACUGACUAGCGGUCUUUAUGGGCCAUAGUAAGUGUAUAUAGCCCAAGUUUUUCUCUGUGCAUCUCCUGUAUACUACAGUACUACUCUACAACAUGUUUGCAUUAAUGGACACUUGUCUGUCUGCCUGUCUGUGAAUCUGUCCUCUUCUCUAUGGGCAUGUGGGGGGAGGGAAGGGAGGGGAGGGAAGGGAGGGUCUGACAGCUUUCAAUCAACUGGCAGUGUGCAUACCUCAGUGGGACUGUGUGUGCGCGUAUGUGAAGCUGAGGGCCAAAUACUGUGAUGGUGUCAGGGCAGUCCUAAUUUGUGUGUAUGCCAUAGUCUUGCAGCCAUCCAGAUGUAGAUGACACACACAAGCAGAUUUACACACACAGACACACAGAAAUGGCCGUAUAAGGAUGUCAGUGCAGAGAGAGAGGUGGUAGGUGACGAGGUGUGUUAGGUUGUGGUCGUUGUUGACUCCACAAACCAUCAGUUGGUUCACUUCAAGCUGGUUUGAACUUUCCUAUAAAAAAAUUCUGAAUGUGACCCAGAAUGCAGCCCCAUAUUUCUAGGCUUUAUGUUUCACAGUUUUAGGAGAAGCAGUUGUGCUGCAGGCUACAGUCAUGACAUGUCUGUUUAACUGAAUGACAUGAAAGCACAGCAGGGUUUUGUUUUUUCAUGCAGUACAAUGG